Engraulis encrasicolus (European anchovy) is the source of this 1841-nucleotide messenger RNA. RefSeq names its product enhancer of mRNA-decapping protein 3-like. Gene Ontology annotation, molecular function: mRNA binding. The record is from RefSeq and is a predicted model, not a curated record. The transcript is spliced from 7 exons. Gene Ontology annotation, biological process: deadenylation-independent decapping of nuclear-transcribed mRNA; P-body assembly. Gene Ontology annotation, cellular component: P-body. Lineage: Eukaryota; Metazoa; Chordata; Actinopteri; Clupeiformes; Engraulidae. The coding region runs from base 128 to 1552 and encodes 474 amino acids.
GCCUCACACUGCAGGUGCACUCUACGUGCGUGGCAUUAACGCGGUUUAUGUUCAAGUUCUUCAAAGUGCGAGCGUGUUUCACCACUUAUAGUUUAAGCCUAGGCCUACAUCAAGAGGACUGUGUACCAUGGCAUCAGACUGGUUGGGUAGUCUUGUCUCCAUAGACUGUGGGACCACGCUUGGAAUAUACCAAGGAGAGGUCUCAGCUGUUGACCCGCGCGCUCAAACCAUCUCCCUGAGGCAGCCGUUCCAAAAUGGCAUCCGAUGUCCAGUUCCCGAGGUUUCCUUUAGUGCCUCUGAUAUCAAAGACCUUACCAUCCUGGAUAUCCCCAAAGUCAGAGGGACCUUGAAUAAGAUCUGCGAAAGCAAGCUGUCCUCGCUACCAGCCAAGAUCGGUGAGAGCAAGCUGUCCACUUCACCAGCUGAGGAUAAAGGACCCGGGCCUCCUAAAGCCCCAAUCACCAUCCUACGUAGAGGAGCCCCCCUGGCCCCCAGAGCUGUGUCACAGGCCUCCAUCCCGCCUGUCCCACGCAGGAGCAGCUCAGCAGGCGCCUCCACUGGCCGCGUGAAGGACAAUGAGUGUUUCGGCGAUGCCACCACAGAGGGUCUGGACGCCGAUUUCGACUUCGAGGGCAACCUGGCGCUCUUCGACAAGGCCGCCGUCUAUUCCCAGAUGGAUCGAAAUGGCAACAGCAACGGGUCGAGACAACGGAGCACGCCUGGCAACCCGGCAGUGCCCAGCUACAGGCAUGAUGAGAACGUGCUGGAGGGUCAGCCAGUGGUCUACAGGCAGAUUACCGUGCCACAGCAUGGGGGCAAGGAGUUCUGCACAGACUCGGGGCUGGUGGUACCCAGUGUAUCCUAUGAGCUGUACAAGCGGCUGCUGCAGGCGUGUGAGAAGCAGGGCCUUUCUCUGGAGCGCAGGAUGGAGAUCACUGGAGUCUGCGCCUGCCAGAUGGCCCUCACACUCCUUGGAGGGCCCAACCGACUGAACCCCAAAAACGUGCACCAGCGCCCCACGGUGGUGCUCCUGUGUGGGCCGCACGUGCAGGGCGCUCAGGGGGUCAGCUGCGGCCGGCACCUGGCCAACCACGACGUGGAGGUCAUCCUCUUCCUGCCCAACUUUGUGAAGAUGCAGGAGGCCCUCACCCACGAGAUCAGCCUCUUCGGACGUGCCUGGGGCAAGCAGGUGUCCAGCAUCAGAGACCUGCCCACAAGCCCAGUGGAUCUGGUGGUCAACUGCCUGGACAGCCACGAGAACCCUCAGCUGAGAGAGCAGCCCUGGUACCGUGCGGCGGCCCAGUGGGCUAACCAGAACAAGGCUCCGGUGCUCACCAUCGACCCUCCGGUGAGCCCACAGGGCCAGGCGCCGCCGGCCGUGGAGGCCAAGUGGUCCCUGUGCCUGGGCCUGCCACUGGCCCUGGGGGAGGGGGCCGGCCGGGUCUACCUGUGCGACCUGGGGCUGCCCAGGCAGGUCUUCCAGGCUGUGGGCAUCCACUACCAGUCGCCCUUCGGCUGCAAGUUUGUCAUCCCCCUGCACGCUGCUGCCUGACGUCAAGACAGGGAUUUCAGCUUUGGGCUCUGUGGAGUCAUGCACACACACUCACUCUUUCUGUGUCUCUCUUUGUCUCUCUCUUUCAAUCUCUCUGUCUCUCACACACUCUCUCUCUCUCUCUUUCUCUCUGUUCUCUCUCUUUUCCCUUUCUCGCUCUCUCGGUCACACCACGCACGCACGCACGCACGCACGCACACACACACACACACACACACACGCACACGCAUACCCUGUGCAAACACUAAAUCACUCCUUUAAUAAAAACACACACCUUUGACUGCAAGCA